Messenger RNA from Ictidomys tridecemlineatus (thirteen-lined ground squirrel), 732 nucleotides. Its product is annotated as ubiquitin-conjugating enzyme E2 E2. NCBI's taxonomy places the organism in Eukaryota, Metazoa, Chordata, Mammalia, Rodentia, Sciuridae. The record is from RefSeq and is a predicted model, not a curated record.
CUGGCAACCGUGGGCAGCAGCCGGAGCUGGAAUGGCCGGAGGUGGGGGCGGUGGCGCUGAGGAAUCUAAAAUGUCCACGGAGGCACAGAGAGUUGAUGACAGUCCAAGCACAAGUAGAGGAAGUUCUGAUGGAGACUAACGUGAAAGUGUUCAGCAAGAACCAGAAAGAGAGCAAGUUCAACCCAAGAAAAAGGAGGGGAAAAUAUCCAGCAAAACAGCUGCUAAAUUGUCAACUAGUGCUAAAAGAAUUCAGAAGGAACUUGCAGAAAUUAUGUUGGACCCUCCUCCCAAUUGUAGUGCUGGACCCAAAGGAGACAAUAUUUAUGAAUGGAGGUCAACUAUAUUGGGACCCCCUGGAUCUGUCUAUGAAGGAGGGGUGUUCUUUCUUGACAUUACCUUUUCACCAGACUAUCCACUUAAACCCCCAAAGGUUACCUUCCGAAUAAGAAUCUAUCACUGUAAUAUUAACAGCCAAGGUGUGAUCUGUCUAGACAUCCUGAAAGACAACUGGAGUCCAGCCCUAACCAUCUCUAAAGUUCUUCUCUCCAUCUGCUCACUUUUUACAGAAUGCAACCCUGCCGAUCCUCUGGUGGGCAGCAUUGCCACACAGUACAUGACCAACAGAGCAGAGCACAACCGGAUGGCCAGACAGUGGACCAAGCAGUACGCCACAUAGGGACCUGCUGCCUGCCGCCCUGCCGGACCUGUGCAAGCACAUUUACCAAGUGCAUC